Molecule: messenger RNA, 531 nt
Organism: Cetraspora pellucida
Lineage: Eukaryota; Fungi; Glomeromycota; Glomeromycetes; Diversisporales; Gigasporaceae
Source: the annotation of a GenBank genome assembly
AUGAACUUUCAGAACUCUCAGCUGUUUACUAGACCUGGGAGAUUUAUGAAGUUAGAUUCUUAUUGUAAUGCUGGAAUAAUUAAAAGUGCAAAUCUUGAAACAGAUGGUCUAGCACGACAUAACACUAUUAUUAAAAAAUACAACCAGUCUUCUAAAAUUGUGCGAAUUCCAAAAAAGGUGUUAAAAGAAUUUAAACAAACCUUAGUUUUUCUUAUUCACCAAAAACUCUCUAAUAAUUUUAAUCAUAUGGGACAUCAAAGUUUUCAUGUUCUUUGUUCAAAAAGUUUAUUUUUUGAAAUAUUUCGAGGCCACAUUCAUUAUUCCAAGGCUAAUGGACGAAAAUUCUAUAAGCAAAACCAACAAACCUAUAUAGUAAUUCGAGAAGAAUUUCAAUCACUUAAUAAAUCAAAUACGCUUAUGGUAGAGAAAUCUGAAAUGGAUAUUGAUCUACUUUUACAAUUGGUAGUGAAAAAAUCUCAAAAGCAACAUCGCAAGCCGAAGUUCACCUAUAGUGAGGUUUUAGUUGAAUAG